AUGUCAGAAAUCGACGAAAUCAGGGCGAAACUCCGUGACCAGAAGCACGAACACUUGCUCCGGUAUUGGCCCGAACUCAACAAUGAAGAAAAAAAGCACCUGCUCGAGCAGCUCAAAUCCAUCGACAUCGAAAAAAUCAACGAUUUGUUUCGACGAGCCGAGAGCUCGUACAAAGAGACCCAACGGACGUACUUGGACGACCAAAUGAAACCCCUGGACCCGUCCCACUUCGAGUCCGAAGAAACCUCCACGGAGGAGACCCUCAACAAGUACCGAACUUUCGGACUUGAGGAAAUCGCGGCCGGACGGGUGGCCGUUCUCCUGCUGGCCGGGGGUCAAGGGACGCGCCUAGGGGUCUCCUACCCCAAGGGUAUGUACAACGUGGGCCUCCCCUCCGGAAAAACCCUCUUCCAGCUCCAGGCGGAGCGCAUCCGCCGGCUGCAAACCCUGGCGAAGGGGAAGACGGGAAAGUCGGGGAAAAUCCCGUGGUACAUCAUGACCAGCGGACCGACUGACGAAGCCACGGAGAAGUUUCUCCAACAGAAUAACUACUUUGGGCUCGACAAAACCGACGUUGUGUUAUUCAAGCAGGGACUUCUCCCUUGUUUCGAUUUCGAAGGCCGCGCUUUUCUGGACGGGAAGGCGAACAUCGCCCGCGCUCCGGACGGGAACGGGGGGAUCUACCGGGCUUUAGCCCAGAACAAAAUCCUGGAUGACAUGCAGCAGCGCGGGGUGAAAUACGUGCAUGUGCACAGUGUCGACAAUAUUUUGGUCAAAGUGGCGGACCCCGUUUUCGUCGGUUACUGCAAGUCGAAGGAGGCGGAUUGUGCGGCGAAAGUGGUGCAAAAAACCAACCCGGACGAAGCCGUCGGGGUGGUUUGUUUCGUCGACGGCCAGGUCCGGGUGGUUGAAUACAGCGAAAUAACGCCAAGUACCGCGAGUUUGACCGAUAAGAACGACCGUUUGGUCUUCAAUGCCGGCAAUAUUUGUAACCAUUUAUUCACGGUUGACUUCCUCAAAGAAGUGGCGGACAAGUACGAAGAUAAGCUUAAACUCCACGUCGCCAAAAAGAAAAUCCCGUAUUUGGACGACGAGGGAAACCUUGUCAAGCCGGCCCAAGUGUCGGGGGUCAAAAUCGAGAAAUUCGUGUUCGACGUUUUCCCCUUUUCGAAAAAGUUCGUCGCUUGGGAAGUACCGCGAAAUAGCGAGUUCAGUGCGAUGAAAAACGCCGAUAAAGAUAAAAAAGACUGUCCCUCAACCGCAAAGAGUGACUUACUCGCUCUGCACAAAAGAUACAUCGAGAAAGCUGGCGGGGUCGUGCGAUGCGACGAAGUGGAAAUUUCUCCGCUGUUGUCGUACGAAGGUGAAAAUCUGGAGCAAGUGCGCGGAAAAGUGUUCGAGAAACCCAUCAUUUUGGCACCCGACGAAGAACUCACCUGUUCGUAA
Messenger RNA from Tribolium castaneum (red flour beetle), 1446 nucleotides. RefSeq names its product UDP-N-acetylglucosamine pyrophosphorylase 1. Gene Ontology annotation, biological process: UDP-N-acetylglucosamine biosynthetic process. Lineage: Eukaryota; Metazoa; Arthropoda; Insecta; Coleoptera; Tenebrionidae. Gene Ontology annotation, molecular function: UDP-N-acetylglucosamine diphosphorylase activity. The record is from RefSeq and is marked provisional.